AUGACUUCUCUUAAUUUCUCCAAUAUCAAAACACUAACUGGAUCCAACUACAAAAGGUGGAAGGAUGACCUGGAGAUAGCUCUUGGUAUGAUGGACUUCGAUUUGGCCUUAAGGGAGGAUAAACCUGCAGCAAUAACAACUACAAGUACAGCAGAUGAAAUACUAAAGUUUGCUCAAUGGGAGAAGGCAAACAGAAUGGCUCUUAUGACUAUGAGGAGGGCCAUGACAAGCAGUGUGAAAGGUGGCAUACCAAAGAGUGAUAGUGCAAAACAAUUUUUUGAUGCAGUGGGAAACAAAUUUAAGGAGUCCGAGAAAGCUAAAACGGGGAAUUUUCUCACAAAACUGACAUCCAUGAAGUUUGAUGGUGUUGGUAACGUGAGAGAACACAUACUGAAGAUGUCAGACAUUGCACAAAAGCUGAAGGAACUGGAGCAUCCAAUCACAGAUCAGUUUCUAGUGCAUAUGGCGUUGAAUUCAUUACCUGCGUAG
Messenger RNA from Pyrus x bretschneideri (Chinese white pear), 489 nucleotides. RefSeq lists its product as uncharacterized. The record is from RefSeq and is a predicted model, not a curated record. The coding region runs from base 1 to 489 and encodes 162 amino acids. The transcript has a single exon. NCBI's taxonomy places the organism in Eukaryota, Viridiplantae, Streptophyta, Magnoliopsida, Rosales, Rosaceae.